This is a messenger RNA of Trichoderma virens Gv29-8, 1401 nucleotides long. RefSeq lists its product as uncharacterized. Bases 1 to 1401 code for a protein of 466 amino acids. Gene Ontology annotation, biological process: aromatic amino acid metabolic process. NCBI's taxonomy places the organism in Eukaryota, Fungi, Ascomycota, Sordariomycetes, Hypocreales, Hypocreaceae. The record is from RefSeq and is a predicted model, not a curated record. Gene Ontology annotation, molecular function: carbon-carbon lyase activity. The transcript has a single exon.
AUGCCACUAGACUGCAGUCAACCUGAAGGGUAUAAAGCGAAGAUGAUUGAGCAACUUCGCCCCAGUACCCGAGAAGAGAGGGAAAAAUGGAUUCAACAGGCGGAUUAUAAUCUUUUUAACCUUCACGGUGAUCAGGUAUAUAUUGACCUCCUUACUGAUAGUGGCACCGGCGCGAUGAGCCACUACCAAUGGGCUGCCUUAAUGCGAGGUGAUGAAGCAUACGCUGGGUCUACUUCUUUUCACCACCUUAAGGAAAAGGUUCAGGAAUUAUUUGGCUUCAGUUAUAUUGUUCCCGUUCACCAAGGCAGGGCCGCCGAGCAUGCAUUAGCCCAAGCGUUGCUUAACGAAGAGAGUGUUGUGCCUGGCAACACUCAUUUUAAUACCACCCGAGCUCACAUCGAAUAUCGCCAAGCAACUGCCAUAGACUGUGCUAUAGAGGGAGCGUUUCAGAUUGAAUAUCAACAUCCCUUUAAAGGAAACGUUAACUUACUUAAACUCGAAGAAGUCCUCCAGUCUUACAGUGGUAAUGUACCGAUGAUUAUUGUAACAAUCACAUGUAAUAUGAGCGGUGGUCAGCCGGUGUCUAUGCACAACUUACGGCAACUAAGAGAAAUUGCUAAGCGCUUUAACGUGCCAGUUAUUAUUAACUCUGCGCGCUUUGCAGAAAAUGCUUGGUUCAUUCAGGAGAGAGAGCCUGGAUAUGGCAGCUGGACAAUAUCAGAUAUCGUCCGGGAAAUGUACCACAACGCCGAUGGUAUGAUAAUAAGCGGCAAAAAAGAUGGCCUGGUGAAUGUUGGAGGUUUAUUUGCAACUAAUAACAGAGAUUUGUUUAAUAAAGUCCGAAAGUAUAUUCUCCUCUGUGAGGGAUAUCAAACAAAUGGCGGACUUACUGGAAGAGAUAUGGAGGCGUUUGCAGUCGGAUUAAAUGAAGUCACUCAACAGAAGUACCUAGAUGACCGCAUCAGUCAGGUAUAUCGGUUUGGAAAGAUGUUGAUUGAUGCGAAUAUUCCUGUCCAGCAGCCUAUUGGCGGUCACGCUAUUGUAAUUGAUGCAUCUGCCUUCUUACCACACGUUUCGCAAGAGGAGUAUGUUGCCCAAACAUUAGCUGUGGAACUUUACGUGGAAGCCGGCAUUCGAGGGGCAGAGAUGGGUGCAUUACUGAGUGGCAGAGAUCCAAUCACUGGAAACAAUCGACCGGUGGCGACGGAAUUCCUCAGACUGGCUAUUCCGAGGCGAACGUAUACGAAUGACCAGCUUGCCUUUGUGGCCAACGCCCUUCGCAGAAUACAUGAUCGGCGUCUCACGAUUACAAGGGGCCUUUACAUUGUACACGAAGACGUAAACUUGGGGCAUCUUACCAUUCAAAUGAUAAGAGCUGAAGAGAAAACCGUAGCUGUCUAG